Molecule: messenger RNA, 1012 nt
Organism: Rhipicephalus sanguineus (brown dog tick)
Lineage: Eukaryota; Metazoa; Arthropoda; Arachnida; Ixodida; Ixodidae
Product: steroid receptor RNA activator 1
Exons: 6
Coding region: 52-717 (221 amino acids)
Biological process (GO): regulation of transcription by RNA polymerase II
Cellular component (GO): nucleus
Source: RefSeq, a predicted model, not a curated record
UUUUAAUUUUAGGCAAGCUCAAAAUUACGUGGAGCACGUGUCACAACAAACAUGGCGGCGCUCAGGCCAGGUAACGAUGACAAGGCGUGGAACGAUCCUCCGGUGUUCGCCUACACCGAAGUCCAAGGCACACCCGCUGCCGCCGCGCCCAAGCGAAACCUCCUGAACAAGAGGGUUCCCUAUCCUCAGGAUGGUAUAAAACCUCAGAGCGCACCAUCUGUGACAGCCUCGGCACCGCCUCCUACAGGACCGCCAGUGCCUUCACCUUUAAAAGCAUCCCACUCUGAUGACCCCGCAGAAGCUAGUAAUAAAGAUUACCAAAAGGAGGCAGUAGGGGUGAAUGACACUCCCAAGGCAAACCCCACCUGUUCCCCAGAAAGCCUCAAGGAGGAGACAUUGAGCAACCUCGACAAAGCUGUUGCACAAUGCGCACCGAACAUGGAGAAAAGAAAGCAAGAUGAUGUAAGGAAACGGCUAGAUGUGCUCAAAAGUGUUUGGGAGCAGGGAAAGCUCAGCCUACCAGUGCAGCAGCGAAUGCACGAGUUAGCAGUGGAGCUUCUAAAUGGAAAUCAUGAGAAGGCAAAUGCACUUCACAUUUCCCUAAUGGUGGACUAUGUAAGCGAGGUCAGCCAGUGGAUGCUUGGCAUCAAGCACCUAAUCUUAGCAGCCCAGGAAGCACAGGAAAAGCCUGCUAGUGAUACGCAGGAGUCCACUUGACCUCUGCUAAAAAAACUGUUAGGCAUAUUUAAAAGCCUGCUGAUGCAGGCUACUCUUGUUUUUAAAAGGAGGCCGUUUGUAGGAUGUUGAGAAAGAAAAAAAGGCGAGUAACUUUCUCCUGCGAAGGCAAUCCUUGGGUAAAGUUUUAUGGGCACUUCUACUGACACGAAUGGCACUUCAGACCUCAUGGCAUUUGUUGCGGUUGUGAGAUGCGUGGCAAAAUUUAGAAAUAUAACAGCUUUUGUGGUAUACCUGUGCACUUCAGUGAUAAAAGCUUCUUGUGAUCUGAUGUCAA